CGGGCCCGGGCGGCGCCGCCAUGAACGCCGCGGUGGUGAAGCGGACGCAGGAGGCCCUGGGGAAGGUGAUCCGGAGGCCGCCACUGACGGAGAAGCUGCUGAGCAAGCCCCCGUUCCGCUACCUGCACGACAUCAUCACGGAGGUAAAUACGUUAAUUGUCACCUGCUUGUUAAGGAUUUUAGAAUGGCGUAUUGGAAAGCAUUUUCAGGUGAUUAAGGUGACUGGUUUCAUGAAGGGCCUCUACACAGACACUGAGAUGAAGUCCGAUAACGUUAAGGAUAAAGAUGCAAAAAUUAGCUUCCUUCAGAAGGCCAUAGACGUGGUGGUGAUGGUUUCAGGAGAGCCACUGUCAGCAAAACCAGCGCGGAUCGUGGCCGGCCACGAGCCUGAAAGAACAAACGAGCUGCUCCAGAGAAUUGGAAAAUGCUGUCUCAGCAAGCUCUCCAGCGACGAGGCGGUGAACAGAGUGUUAGCUGGAGAGAAGGGGGAUCUGAAGGGCAGGACCUCACUGACGUCAAAAUCUCAGGAAUUGGACAAUAAGAAUGCACGAGAAGAAGAGCUCAGAGGUCAUAAAGAUAAAGAGGAAAAAAGGAACUCUGAAAUAAAUGAGAGAAGUAUAAGCAGAGAUCAAAAACAGAAAGAAGAAAUGAAGGAAGAAAGCAAAGCAAGAGAGAAGGAGAAGGAGAAGAUGAAGGAGAAUGACCGCGAUAGACAUAAAGAUCCCGAGCGAGACAAGCAUCGAGAGGGGGAGAGAGAACGAGCCAGAAACCGGGCUAAGCAGGACAGAGACCGGGGCAACAGAGACCGAGACAAAGAUCUGGACCACGAGAGAGAGAGAAGGAAUGAGGGAGGAAAGGAGAAAGAGAGGUGGAAAGACCGGGAGAGAGAGCGCGAGCGAGACAAGGCCCGGGACAGGGACAGGCGGAAGGUGAAGGACGGGGAGCACUCCAGGGACCCCGAAAAAGAGAAGAGCAGAGAGCAUGACAAACCUGAGAAAAAGUCCUCGAGCUCAGGGGAGGUGUCUAAAAAGCUGCCAGAUGGAUCCUUGAAAGACUCCAGAGCUGAAACAGAGACCGAGAUUUCCAUUAGAGCAUCCAGGUCAGUGACAACAAAAGCAUCAAAACGGCGAUCCAAGAAUUCGAUGGAAGGAAGAAGGGACUGUAGAACCAGUGAAAAUAGUCUUUCCCUUGAAAAAGAACGUAACCCCUCCUACAGUAAAGCUAAGAAGGAGCAUGCCGUGAAACAGCUCGGAAGGAAGGAAGAUAAUAUUUCAGCUAAAAAGUUAGAUCCCAUAGUGUCUGGAUUAAAUCAUGAAGCAGAUCAGGAAACUACGACUUCAGGAAUCGGAACAAGAGAAGCUAAUACUAACUCAGCUAGUGUUUCAGAUGAUAACUCAGCUGGUCUGUGGCGUGAGAACGUUGAGCCAGAACCAGCAGUGAAGCAGAAAGGCGAUUCCCCUAGUGAUGCAGGUGAGGAACAGCCUGAACUGAGUGUAUUUGAAGGAGAAGCUGGACCUUCUGGCCCCGAGAAGCCCGAGGUGUCCGAGAGUUCCGAGCUGCUGAGCGAGCAUCCAGCCAACAUCAGAAAAAUACCUCGGCCUGGGAGUGCGCGACCAGCACCUCCCCGGGUGAAGCGCCAGGACAGCGUGGAGGCACUGACGCCAGACAGGGCGGGCAACGGUAGAGUCGUUGCCAGUGUGAUUGUCGCUGCACAGGACUCCGACAACGAGGAGGAUGAUCAGUUUGUGGUGGACGCUGCCCCCCAGCUCCCUGAGGCGUCAGAACUGGAAAUGGUGCCCACAGUCGACGUGGAGGACGAGGAGAAGCACGGAGGACUUGUGAAAAAAAUUCUGGAGACCAAGAAAGAUUAUGAGAAGUUGCAGCAGUCACCCAGACCUGGAGAGAAGGAGAAAUCGCUUGUCUUUGAGUCUGCGUGGAAGAAGGAGAAGGACAUAGUUUCCAAGGAGAUCGAGAAGCUGCGUGCGUCCAUCCAGACCCUGUGCAAGAGUGCGCUCCCCCUGGGGAAGAUCAUGGACUACAUCCAGGAGGACGUGGACGCCAUGCAGAACGAGCUGCAGCUGUGGCACAGCGAGAACAAGCAGCACGCGGAGGCCCUGGAGAAGGAGCAGAGCAUCACAGACUGCGUGGUGGAGCCCUUGAAGGCCGAGCUGGCCGAGCUGGAGCAGCUGAUCAAGGACCAACAGGACCGCAUCUGUGCCGUGAAGGCCAACAUCCUGAAGAACGAAGAGAAGAUUCAGAAAAUGGUGUACAAUAUCACUCUGAGUUCGAGAAGGUGAAAGCUCACACGUUUCCGAAGCUGGAAGUCCUGCUCAGUCUGAAAAUAAAAAGGAAGGUAGAACGUCACUACUCUCUAAGUUCAGUUCCUAAGAAAGUCAAGUUUUCUGUGUCCUCCCUCCAAAGCGCAGAGCUUUGAAAGCACACCCACGUCCGUGUGUCGAGGGGCCGUGUUUGCUCCCCUUCCUCCAGCAGGACCGUGGCCUGCCGUGCAGACGUGUUCUCUGAGUCUCUGCAGCGGCCUGUCCCGCUGAGUUCUGUGCCAGAAUUCGCUAGCAGGUGAGUGGGGAUGGAACGCAAGAAAGCCCGCAUCCUUGGUUUCAGGUUUUAGGUCUGGUGACAGGACCCUGAGGGGAGCAGAGUGAAGGAUGGCCGCCUUCUGACUGGCACUAUAAACAGAAUGGGGCCUGAACAUGAGACUUCUCUGUUUUGAGUUCAUUUCCCCUCAGAAAGGGUUCAUUUUAGUCUGUAUCUUUAUAAGGUACGUGUGAGGUUUUUUAAAAGCCCUUUGCAACUGCGUAUACCUCUUUGUCAUUUUCUCAUUGGUCCCUACGGCCUCUUGCUUGUGUUUCCAGCCUUAAAGUUUAUCAAUUUAAGGAGAUUUCAGUAUGUCCUUCGUGGACAUUCGGCCGCAGGGUUUUCCCCGUGUAGGUAAGAGUGAGCUGCUCUGGGCCCACAGUCUUGGCAUCUUUCCUCGUCCUUCCCAUAGAUGUGCAUUCCCGAGAGGCAGGUAGCUUGGUGCAGACAGCUGAAAGAAGACUUCAGGGGACGCACCAAUUUGCAACAUUUGUAUGAAGUUCCCAUUUUUUCGGAAAUUGUAUUUUAAAGCAAGGUUUUUUUAGAACAUGGUUUAUAUUUAGUUUUUCACUCACAUAUGAUAUUGUAAAUAUUUAUGAAAGUCUUAAGUUUGUAUAUAAAGGAUUCCAGUGUUUGGAGACAUUCAGUUUGUAAGGUCUGGGUCCUGAUACUGUUAUUUCUCGAUAUUUAUGGUGUGAACCACGCAGUACCACUUAAAUGUUAGAAUUGCCUGAGAAAUUUCUGUUUCUUUAAGGCUUAGCACAAAUGCACAAGUUAGGUUUCCUUCCUGUAAUUUCCAAAAGAAAUCCUUUUCGAAGGUGAUUCUAUGAUUUUUCCAAGCUGAGUAAGUUCAAGAUCAGAUAUGAAGCUCUGCCGUUUUGACACAUUGGCUGCUUCGUCAUUCCUACCGUGCAGGGUAGAAUCGUUGGGCCAGAUUGUACUGAUGCGUUACCGGAGGCGGGAGGGGAGGCUAGGAGGCUGCCCGUUAACCAGCCCUCCAUGUACUCGUCUCCUCUCUUCUAGUUGAACAACUUAGCCACAACCCUAAAUGGACUGUUUUGCUUCAAGAUGUGUCUGCCUUUUAUGAAUUUAUACAUACGAAUAGGAGUUUUGUGUUGCAAAAAAAAAUUACAUACAUUUUAUGUGAGUAAAAUUUUGUAUGAAGCAGUUUAUCAAAUUGUAUCAAAAUUUAUUUUUAUUUUAUACAUAAAUCAUUAAAAACAAU
Messenger RNA from Ailuropoda melanoleuca (giant panda), 3817 nucleotides. It is a transcript of the gene IFT54, whose product is annotated as intraflagellar transport 54. The record is from RefSeq and is a predicted model, not a curated record. The transcript has 19 exons. Gene Ontology annotation, biological process: intraciliary transport; regulation of microtubule cytoskeleton organization; cilium assembly. Gene Ontology annotation, cellular component: intraciliary transport particle B; ciliary basal body; axoneme. Bases 21 to 2297 code for a protein of 758 amino acids. Gene Ontology annotation, molecular function: microtubule binding. Lineage: Eukaryota; Metazoa; Chordata; Mammalia; Carnivora; Ursidae.